Phacochoerus africanus (Common warthog) is the source of this 272-nucleotide messenger RNA. RefSeq names its product WAP four-disulfide core domain 11 (gene WFDC11). The record is from RefSeq and is a predicted model, not a curated record. The transcript has 3 exons. Lineage: Eukaryota; Metazoa; Chordata; Mammalia; Artiodactyla; Suidae. The coding region runs from base 12 to 272 and encodes 86 amino acids.
UUCAGAAGUUUAUGGUCAACAUCAUGAAGCUCUGGACACCUCUACUCAUGACAUUGCUCUGUGUGGUGCUACUGUCUGCGCGGGGAGCAAUAAAGGAAAAACAUAGCAACAGGGGGAAAUCGUCACUUCAGGAGUGCUGGGGACUGCCAAAUGUCCAUGAAUGUGACAAGAGGUGUUCGAGAACCUUUAGAUGUGUCGACAUCAAUCACACAUGCUGCUGGACCUACUGUGGAAACAUCUGCUGGAAGAACACGGAACCAGUACCCGUCUAG